CAUCAAUACUUGUUCUAAUUCUCAAAAGCAUUGUAUGUUUGAGUUUACAAAAUGACACAAUUUCAGCCGGUGUGAUCAUCAGAGAUCCAGAGUCCAUUAUAUCAGCAAAGAAGCAAUACAAAUUGGGAUUCUUCUCUCCUCCAAACACCACCAACCGCUACUUAGGAAUCUUCUUCGCCUUCUCCGAAGAAACAGUGGUAUGGGUUGCCAACAGAGACACACCCCUCAAAGAUUCUUCCGGCGCCGUUACUCUGUCUCAAGACGGCAAUCUCGUCGUCUUGGACGGGACUAAUCGAACCGUCUGGUCGACCAAUCUCACCACUACCUCUCCCGUCAUUAAUCCGGUCGUCCAAAUCCUGGACACUGGCAAUCUCGUCUUGCGGGAAGAGGACUCUGGAGACAUGUUGUGGGAGUCGUUCUCACAUCCUACAGAUAUUCAGGUGCAGGGAAUGCUAUUAAGCCAGAACGUAAGGACAGGGAAGCAGGUGCUGCUGACGGCAUGGAAAAGCGCCACAUACCCUGGGAUAGGGAGCUUCACCACGGGCCUCGACGCCAUGAGCGGGCCCCCACAGCUUGUCACAUGGAAUGAGGGGCGGCCGCACUGGAGGAGCGCGCCGUGGAAUGGCCUCAUAUUUCUUGGGAUAAAGGAAAUGUUCUACGCAUACUUAGAAGGCUACCUUCAACUGAAGAAUGACAGUGCUGGCAAUUUCUUCUAUGAGUUGCCGCAGAAUAAUGCGUUUUCAACAAUAAUCACCUUGGUUAAUUCUUCAGGAAUUGCGAGUCGGAAGGUGUGGAAUGGAGUGGAGAAGAGAUGGCACACCGGGGGGGCGUAUCCUGGAAACGAGUGUGAUUUUCAUGGAAAGUGUGGGGUGUUUGGUAGCUGCAAUGCUAUUGUAUCGCCUAUAUGUACUUGUUUUAGAGGGUUUGAACCUGUAAAUGCGGAUGAAUGGGGGAGAGGGAAUUGGACUAAUGGUUGCAGGAGGAGGAACCAGUUGCAAUGUGGAGAAGAUGGAUUUGAGAGGUUGAGGCAUAUGAAGGUUCCUGACUUUCCAAAGCCCUCAUAUUCUCGGGUUCAAGAUGAAUGUCGAACUAGAUGUCUCGGGAACUGCUCCUGCAUAGCUUAUGCUUAUGAUAUUAACAUUGGUUGUCUGUUUUGGAGUGAUACCUUGAUUGACACUCAGGAGUUCGACGGUGUUGGCGUUGACCUCUACGUUCGUCUCUCUGCUUCUGAAUUUGAUAGCCACAAGGGGAGAAAGUUAUACAUCAUAAUUGGAGUAGCUGUGGGUUUUGUUUGCAUAUCUAUUCUGAUGUUUGUUGCUUGGUGGUUUAUAGUGAAGAGGAAAGGGAGUAAAGCGCAAGAUUCGAUUAUUUUGGAAGCAAGACAGAUGUUCACGACGGAUUCAACUGCAAUCGUACUGAAAAAUGAAUCGAAGGAAGUUAAUAUUGGCGAUUUGCCAAAGUUCACUUUCAAGAUGCUUGCUAAUGCAACAAACCAGUUCCAUGUAACUAAUCUUCUUGGGAGGGGAGGUUUCGGUCCUGUUUACAAGGGAGUUCUGGCAAACGAGAAAGAAAUUGCUGUGAAAAGACUAUCAGCGGAAUCUGGACAAGGGAUGCAAGAGUUCAUGAAUGAAGUGAUUGUCAUUUCCAAACUCCAACACAGGAAUCUUGUCAAACUAUUAGGAGGUUGUGUUGAGAAAGAAGAGAAGAUAUUGAUAUAUGAAUAUAUGCCAAACAAAAGCUUGGAUGCUUAUCUCUUUGGUUCUACGAAUUCAACAAAGAAGCUGUUAGAUUGGAAUAUGCGUUCCAGCAUUAUCGAGGGCAUUGGGCGAGGCAUAUUGUACCUUCACAGAGACUCAAGACUAAGGAUCAUUCACAGAGACCUGAAACCAAGUAAUGUACUGCUAGACCAAGACUGGAAUCCAAAAAUCUCGGAUUUUGGGAUGGCAAGAAUAUUCGGAGGCAAUGAAGACCAUGGCAGUACUGCAAGAGUCGUGGGAACAUACGGAUACAUGGCGCCAGAAUAUGGAAUGGAAGGCAGGUUUUCUGAAAAAUCUGAUGUAUACAGCUUUGGAGUGCUGAUAUUGGAGAUUAUAAAAGGAAAAAAGAACACACACUAUUUCAAUGAUGAAUUGUCCUUGAGCCUUAUUGGAUGUGCAUGGAAAAUGUGGAGUGAGGGUAACGGUUUGAGUUUCGUGGAGGAAAGCAUCGCAAGUAGGGAGACAGAGGAAGAGAUGGUUAGAUGCAUUCAGAUAGGGCUGCUUUGUGUCCAAGAACAUCCCAAUGAUAGACCUUCCAUUGAAAUCGUGCUGUCAAUGCUAAGUCGUGAUAUAGUGGAACUGCCACUGCCCAAGCAGCCGGUGUUUGCAGAAAAUGGUUCGACUCCAGGCCCCAUUGGAUCAUCACAGCAAAAUGUAUACUCCAAUAAUGAGCUCACUCUUAGUGUGCUUGAUGGACGAUGAAUCUACUUCCAGACUUUAUCAUUAUAUAGUAUAAUAAAUCUAAAUGAAUAUUAACAGAGAAAUAAGAAGA
This is a messenger RNA of Salvia hispanica, 2529 nucleotides long. RefSeq names its product G-type lectin S-receptor-like serine/threonine-protein kinase At1g11300. The record is from RefSeq and is a predicted model, not a curated record. Gene Ontology annotation, molecular function: protein serine/threonine kinase activity; ATP binding. NCBI's taxonomy places the organism in Eukaryota, Viridiplantae, Streptophyta, Magnoliopsida, Lamiales, Lamiaceae. Gene Ontology annotation, cellular component: plasma membrane. Gene Ontology annotation, biological process: protein phosphorylation; recognition of pollen.